Molecule: messenger RNA, 546 nt
Organism: Dioscorea cayenensis subsp. rotundata (Guinea yam)
Lineage: Eukaryota; Viridiplantae; Streptophyta; Magnoliopsida; Dioscoreales; Dioscoreaceae
Exons: 1
Coding region: 1-546 (181 amino acids)
Source: RefSeq, a predicted model, not a curated record
AUGUCAGACUCCUUGGUCCGUGUUUCAAGACGGGUCGGAUGGGGAGCACGCUGGCCGGUGCUCGAGCGCCUCGUCGCCGGUGGGCACGCCGAGGGCUGGCGCGCUCGCCCGCCCGCGCCGCGGCGGCGCCUCUCGGGCGGGGUCAUCCGCCGGGGCUUGACGCCCGGCGCGCUCGAAGCCGAGCGGCGGACCGGCUCGUCGCCGUUCCGCAUCCGGCCGGGCCGCAUCGCCGGCCCCCAUCCGCUUCCCUCCCGGCAAUUUCAAGCACUCUUUGACUCUCUUUUCAAAGUCCUUUUCAUCUUUCCCUCGCGGUACUUGUUCGCUAUCGGUCUCUCGCCCGUAUUCAGCCUUGGACGGAAUUUACCGCCCGAUUGGGGCUGCAUUCCCAAACAACCCGACUCGCCGACAGCGCCUCGUGGUGCGGCAGGGUCCGGGCACGACGGGGCUCUCACCCUCUCCGGCACCCCUUUCCAGGGGACUUGGGCCCGGUCCGUCGCUGAGGACGCUUCUGCAGACUACAAUUCGGGCGGCGUGAUAAGUGCUUGA